This is a messenger RNA of Durusdinium trenchii, 1571 nucleotides long. The record is from the annotation of a GenBank genome assembly. Lineage: Eukaryota; Dinophyceae; Suessiales; Symbiodiniaceae.
AUGGGCAAGCAGUCUUGGAAUGGCUUCUUGCAAGAUGUCACGGUGCCUAUUCUCGAGCAGCUUUUUAGUGCUAUCAUCCGGCGGUUUGGGCCUCAUAUUACCACUUCAGCCGACUUUGUCUUUGAAACUACACAUGCACAGCGUGCGGUCAUUGUUGAGCUUGAAGAGAUUGGCCGCUUGUUUGCUUGCAAAGAUUCCGUGCACACGGUCUUUCGGGAGGCCAUGCCCAAGGCCAUGUAUUGGCUGGGCACCGCCGUGCUGACGAACCACCUGGUGGCGAAUUUGUGGCCAAGUGCGUUGGGGCGUGAUUUGCCGGAUGAGUUUCCCACGACUGUGUCCAACGAGUGUUUCAUUGCGAGUGUCCAAUUCAUGCUGAAGCGGUAUCUUUUUGGCCAGGCAAUCCUCAGCGUCACUUCCAAAGAGCAAACUUGGUUGCACCGUCGGCACGACUUCCGCGACGCGGAGGAUGAUUUACUCCCAUUGCUGCUCCGCAUUUUGCGGGGAGCGCCUGGCUCUGUCAUCACCUUGGAACACAUUUUUUGUGCAGACCUGGCAUUGAAACGAAGUAUCGAGAAAGGCUCCUGCAACGCGGCGGAUCUGGCCCGCCAACGCAUCGCUGAUUUGUGGUUGCAGCUGAAAGACCUUGGGCUUGGGGAGCUGUGCAGCUCCGGUGGUACUGCGCGAUUCCGCAAAUAUCAUGUCGGGUCACUGUCUCCUGGUUGUUUGGAUUGGUUGCGGAAACACCGGGUGCCACUUUCCCAUUUCGGAAAACGUUCACAUGUUGAUCAUGCAGCUUUUCUAGGCACCUGCCGUGGAGGGUGCGUGGACGUUGAUUCGGGUGUGUGUGGAAGCAAAGACACAGCAGUGGACUCCGGGGAGCAAGAGCUUCAACCUUUGCAAAGUGCAGUGCCUCGUGUUGCAAAGCCGUCUCCACAAGUUGCGCGUGGCGGUGCAAGUGCCCACCCAAAUCAACCAGCCAAACCAAGGAAGAAGAAGCAAGCCAUCCAGUGGCGCGACAUUUCUCGGGUGGAGCUUGGGUCUCCUUUGAUGUCCAACCAGCAGCUUUUGCAGCACCUGCGCCGCAGACCUGAAUGGGCUGACACCAGAGUGGCCGUGCGGACUUUGUGGCAAAACAAAGAACGCAUUUUGAGUGAGGUUCGCUGCGUAGAAAGCGAACUGUGCACCCAUUGCUGGCGAACCCACUACAUUCUCAGCAAGAGUUUGUACAGCCCUGGAACUUUGGUCGUUCAGGCAUCUGGUGAACACACCGGGCAUGACGGUGCUGUACCUUGUGCGUCAGGGAAAAUCUUCAACGAAAAGCAGCGCGAAAUUGCUGCCCGCUUCCUCUCCGGAGGUGGCCGUGGGGCCAAAAAUUUGCGCGUGGCCCUUCUAGCUGCAGGCUGUGCCGAUGCAUCAUUGCCUGACAACACCCAGCUUGCCAAUUGGUUGAGAAACAACAGCCGCAAAAACAAGGAUGCCCUCGACAAAGACAAGUCUGUUGUGGCAGCGGUCUACCAUCCUCGUGUCCACCUGGGCCGGCGGGCGACCGACAAGGAGGAGGAGAAGAAGUC